Messenger RNA from Hibiscus syriacus, 2652 nucleotides. RefSeq names its product phosphatidylinositol 3-kinase, root isoform-like. Bases 124 to 2568 code for a protein of 814 amino acids. NCBI's taxonomy places the organism in Eukaryota, Viridiplantae, Streptophyta, Magnoliopsida, Malvales, Malvaceae. Gene Ontology annotation, molecular function: 1-phosphatidylinositol-3-kinase activity. Gene Ontology annotation, cellular component: membrane; cytoplasm; endosome. The record is from RefSeq and is a predicted model, not a curated record. The transcript is spliced from 17 exons. Gene Ontology annotation, biological process: phosphatidylinositol-3-phosphate biosynthetic process; autophagosome assembly; phosphatidylinositol-mediated signaling.
UUAUACGGAUAUAUAUCUAAAACAAAACUUCUUCUUCUUUUAAAAAUCCCAUUAGUUUUUAUACUCUUACUAGUUUCUCAAUCUGAAAAUUCAGAGCUAAUCAAAACCCUAGAAAAAGAUACAAUGAGUAGCAACGAAUUUCGAUUCUUCUUGUCUUGCGACAUCAAUCUUCCCGUUACCUUUCGUGUUGACAGAUUGGAAGGGACUUUGCCUUCCACGAAUUCUCCCAAUUCAGGAAUUGAUUCCAUUAAUGAGGAGAGGAAAGCAGAGCUCUAUGUGGAGUGUGCAUUGUACAUUGAUGGUGCUCCGUUUGGUCUUCCAACAAAAACAAGGUUGGAGUCUGCAGGACUGUUGUAUUGCUGGAAUGAACUGGUAACAUUGAGUAGUAAAUAUCGGGACUUAACCGCACACUCACAACUUGCUUUGACUGUUUGGGAUGUUUCAUGCGGAAAAGAUGAUGGAUUAAUUGGUGGAGCUACGAUUCUUCUAUUCAACAACAAAAUGCAACUCAAAACAGGGAAACAGAAGCUUAGGCUGUGGUUAGGAAAACAAGCAGAUGGAUCGUAUCCAACAAGUACUCCUGGAAAGGUUCCCAGGCAUGAGCGUGGAGAGUUGGAGCGUCUGGAAAAGCUUGCAAACAAGUAUGAAAGAGGACAGAUUCAUCCUGUUGAUUGGCUAGAUCGACUCACAUUCAAGGCUAUGGAAAAAAUCAAGGAAAGGGAAAGCCUGAAAAAUGGGAGCUCUCAUUUAUACUUAGUUGUUGACUUCUGUAGCUUUGAACAUCGAGUUGUUUUUCAGGAAUCAGGGGCCAAUUUCUUGUUACCAUCUCCAAUAGCUUCAUCAAAUGAACUGGUCAUUGUGUGGGACCCUGAAGUGGGAAAGAUAAACCCUUCUGAGCACAAGCAAUUGAAGCUUGCGAGGAGUUUAACUCGUGGUAUCAUUGACAGGGACCUCAAGCCAAGCUCUAAUGAAAGAAAGAUAAUACAAAGAAUUUUGAAAUAUCCACCUACAAGAACUUUGAGUGGAGAUGAGAGGCAGCUCCUUUGGAAAUUUCGCUUCUCAUUGAUGUCUGAGAAGAGGGCCCUCACAAAGUUUCUUCGAUGUGUUGAAUGGAGUGAUGUUCAGGAAGCAAAGCAGGCAAUAGAACUUAUGGGCAAGUGGGAGAUGAUUGACGUCUGCGAUGCGUUGGAGCUUCUAUCUCCACUUUUUGAAAGUGAAGAGGUUCGUGCAUAUGCUGUUAGUGUUCUUGAAAGAGCAGAUGAUGAGGAACUUCAAUGUUAUUUGCUUCAAUUAGUUCAGGCUCUUCGAUUUGAACGCACUGAUAAAUCUCGGCUUUCUCAAUUCCUUGUACAACGCUCUUUACGAAAUAUUGAAUUGGCUAGUUUUCUACGGUGGUAUGUUGCUGUGGAACUUCAUGAUCCUGCCUAUGCAAAACGAUUUUAUUCUACGUAUGAGUUCCUAGAAGAAAAUAUGAUAAAGUUGACAGCUGGUGUAAAUGGACAAGAAGAUGGUUUUAAAAGGUGGCAGAGCUUGGUGCGUCAGACAGAACUGACAGCCCAGUUGUGUUCUAUAAUGAGAGAUGUGAGGAAUGUGCGUGGCAAUACACAAAAGAAGAUUGAAAAGCUUAGACAGCUCCUUUCUGGUCUUCUUAGUGAACUUACUUAUUUUGAUGAGCCAAUUCGGUCACACUUGGCUCCAAGUGUCCUUAUCACUGGAAUUGUGCCUUCAGAGUCAUCAAUAUUCAAAAGUGCAUUACAUCCUUUGCUACUGACUUUUCGAACAGCCAAUGGUGGACAAUGCAUGGUCAUAUUUAAGAAGGGUGAUGAUAUUCGGCAAGAUCAAUUGGUUGUUCAAAUGGUGUCACUUAUGGAUAGAUUACUGAAGUUGGAAAAUCUUGAUCUGCACUUAACUCCAUAUAAGGUACUGGCAACUGGACAAGAUGAGGGCAUGCUGGAAUUCAUACCAUCUCGUUCUUUGGCACAGAUUCUCUCUGAUCAUCGUAGCAUUAUAAGCUAUCUACAGAAAUUUCAUCCUGAUGAACAUGGACCAUUUGGGAUUACAGCUACUUGUCUCGAAACCUUUAUAAAAAGUUGUGCUGGCUACUCUGUUAUCACAUAUAUACUGGGAAUUGGAGACAGACAUCUUGACAAUCUUCUGCUAAGAGACGACGGACGCCUUUUCCAUGUUGAUUUUGGUUUUAUUCUUGGCCGGGAUCCUAAGCCAUUUCCGCCGCCAAUGAAACUUUGCAAAGAAAUGGUUGAAGCUAUGGGUGGAGCAGAGAGCCAAUAUUAUACGAGGUUUAAAUCCUAUUGUUGCGAAGCAUACAACAUUCUCCGUAAAUCCAGUAACCUUAUUUUGAAUCUUUUCCAUCUAAUGGCCGGUUCCAACAUUCCUGACAUAGCAUCUGAUCCUGAAAAAGGCAUCCUCAAGCUCCAAGAGAAGUUCCGGCUGGACUUGGACGAUGAGGCCUGCAUACAUUUCUUCCAGGAUCUUAUCAAUGAGAGUGUUAGUGCGUUGUUUCCUCAAAUGGUCGAGACUAUUCAUCGGUGGGCUCAAUACUGGCGCUGAUCCUCAAAAACAAACUUAGGGGAUAUGAGUUCUCCGGAGAUUGAAUUCGGAAUCGGUGAAAACUUGAUUCAUCUUUUAUCAUUC